AUGAAGUUCACCCUCCUUGCCACUCUCAUCGCCCCCGUCCUAGCCAUCAACGUCCCUAGAGAGCUCCAAGAACGCAACGGAUGCGGCGAUAACUGUGCCCGAGCUGUCGCCCCAGGUUUCCGUGGCCCUGCAGUCGUGGCCUCUUACAAGGAACAGUGCAACGCCUAUCUUGAGGUUACCACUACUCCCGAAGCCAGCACUGUCUAUGUGACCAAGUCUAUUCCUACUUACGCUAGUGCUUGUUCGGGCGAGGCUCGUUACUUGACUGCUUGUUCGUGCGCUGGUGCUUCUGCUGUUACUGUUGCGGCGCCUACGCCUACUGUUACCAAGGUGGUCUAUGUCUGA
Messenger RNA from Fusarium sp. VM40, 345 nucleotides. The record is from the annotation of a GenBank genome assembly. NCBI's taxonomy places the organism in Eukaryota, Fungi, Ascomycota, Sordariomycetes, Hypocreales, Nectriaceae.